Molecule: messenger RNA, 836 nt
Organism: Capsicum annuum
Lineage: Eukaryota; Viridiplantae; Streptophyta; Magnoliopsida; Solanales; Solanaceae
Exons: 6
Coding region: 71-502 (143 amino acids)
Cellular component (GO): chloroplast thylakoid membrane
Source: RefSeq, a predicted model, not a curated record
UCCUGUUCAUUUUUUUUUGUAGAUGAUGAUACAACUCAAAUACUGACCAAUUACCAAAAUAAGAAAGAAAAUGGCUCUUAAUGCUACAGUGUUCAUCAACAAUGGAGACAUAAAGUUGAGGGCAAAAUUGGAAUUUCAUUAUUCAGAUGUUGGAAAGUUCGAAUAUGGGCGUACGCAGAAAACUGACUUGGCUUCAAGGAGAACAAGGAGUCGAGCAAUCCGCGUCCUGGCAAAUCCCAAUGCAUCUCGGGGGGAAGAGAGAACAAAGAAGGUAGUGAUCAUGGUGGAUCCUUUAGAAGCCAAGCGAUUAGCGGCAAAGCAAAUGGAAGAAAUUAAAGCUAAAGAAAGAUUUCAAAGACGGCGACAAAUAGAAGCAAUCAACGGUGCGUGGGCUAUGAUAGGUCUUACUGUUGGAUUAGUCAUCGAAGGUCACACAGGACUCAGCAUUCCAUCUCAGUUGGCGAGCUAUGUAGCUGCAGUCAUUGGGUUCUUUACGGGAUAGAUACGUGCCAAGACUAUGAUCGAAACAUUCUUUAACUCGAUAAAUAAGUACAUCAACCGCGAAAGCACUCUGUUGGACCGACAAUGAUACUGAGAGACGAAAGCUAGGAGAGUGAAUGAGAUUAGAUACCCCAGUAUUUCUAGCCGUAAACGAUAGAUAUUAGGCGUUGUGCCUAUCGACCGUGCAAUGCUGUAGCCAGUGGCGAAGCCUCCUUUGCUCCAGGGGGUUCAUCUGAAUCCCGUUCGACGGAAAAUUAUACUGUUUUUGUACUAUUUUUACAUUGUUAAAAAUAUUUUGUAUGCAUAUAUAGUAGAUAUUGAACCUCCUUUGACUA